UUUUUUUUUUUUUUUUUUUUUUUUUUUUUUAAACCACCAAACUGGAACGCCAUCCAACUCGCCGCACAGAAGUACUCAGUAAAUUGUUUAUGUCGUGCCAAUACAGGACAGAUUGAAGAAGGAAGCAAGACUUGAACUGAGCUUUUCUCCUACUGAUCACAGGGAGUAAAGUCAUCUCUUAUAUUCCAGUCGCCAAGGAGGGAGAGAGAGAGAGAGAGAGAGAGAAAAUCAAGCAACAACCAACCCACCCCGUAUCUGACAUUUCCCUCAAUUUUAACCCCUUUUGGUUAGGAGCUGGUUUUGCCCAAAUUUGUUUUAAUGUUUGGGAUUCAGGAAAAUAUACCAAGAGGUGGGACGACCAUGAAAGAAGAACCGCUGGGCAGUGGGAUGAACCCCGUCCGCUCAUGGAUGCAUACAGCUGGGGUAGUGGAUGCUAACACGGCCGCCCAAAGCGGCGUGGGGCUGGCUCGGGCACAUUUCGAGAAACAGCCGCCUUCCAAUCUCAGAAAAUCCAAUUUUUUCCACUUCGUCUUAGCUCUGUACGACAGGCAGGGACAGCCGGUGGAGAUUGAGAGAACAGCUUUUGUGGACUUUGUGGAGAAAGAGAAAGAGCCAAACAAUGAAAAAACUAACAAUGGGAUUCAUUAUAAACUUCAGUUAUUGUAUAGCAAUGGAGUUAGGACAGAGCAGGAUCUGUACGUUCGGCUAAUAGACUCCAUGACCAAACAGGCCAUCGUGUACGAAGGGCAAGACAAGAACCCCGAGAUGUGCCGGGUGCUCCUGACACACGAGAUCAUGUGCAGCCGGUGCUGUGACAAGAAAAGUUGUGGCAACAGAAACGAAACCCCCUCAGACCCCGUUAUCAUUGACAGGUAAGGACGGCGCUCGCAGCACCUUUGCCGUGCCUGGCGUGGGGCUGAGCCAGCCCGGCAGCGGCAGCAGCAGCUCAGGCUGUGCCUCGCACCAUUUGUUGUCCUCUCGUGUUAUCGUGCACAGGUGGGUUGACUUGGAAACCUGGUGGCUCGCUCUGUGGGGAUUCGGUAAUUGCUUGCGAGUUGUCAGGGGAAGCAGUUUCAUCUGCCACUGCUCUCACUGUGAGGAGCACUUUAUGCCUAGAGAGUUUUUGGCUUUCAACCGAGGGAUGUGUCACAAAGUGCUUUUUUUGCUAAUUUGUUAACAAGUAUUUCGUAUUUACAUUAUUUUUUUGUCAUUUGCGUUGCCCUUAGCUGGGGCUUGGGUGGUACGGUGGAGGAACGGUUUGCCCUGUGCUAGAAUGAAUUUAAUCUGCUAUCAAUUAGUUGUGAGAUGUGUCCCAAUUUUUUUCCAAUUGUGGCUGUCAUUUUAUGUCAAAUAGCAAAUAUGUAACUAAUAAACCAAAGUUGUUAUAAUUGAAACUAAUUACACAUGCUGGUUGCGUAGCCCACCGUUAAUUUACAUACCCAGAUGAACUCUAUGCAUCCUUCACUCUGCCUCUUGUCUGGUUUGUCGCUGGCCUUAUUUCCAAAAGAACCUAUUUCCAGAAAGAUUUGCUCCCAAAGCAAGGUAAAGCUGGUUUGGAAUUAUUUUCAUGGCAAAGUCGAUGUUUUCGGCGGCGGAAAAGCCGGGUUGUUCCGCGGGCGAUGCGGUGGCAGCAAAAGGCAAUUUUGGAUUGAGCCUGGCUGCUGAAAUGGGUUCCUUGGAGCAAUAAAUGGAGAAGUGUUCACCCGACACCGGUUUUGUGAAGAAGAGGGUUAGGCUGGUUUGAAGAAGGCUUGUGUUUCAGUAGCUCGCAGGACAAAGUUAUCUUUUGAUCGUGAACUUUGCUGUCCAGUGCCUGAAAAAUUAAACCUGGAAAACUCCCUGAGUUAAGCCUAAAGAAAUAUGCACCACCAGUGGAGAGCAAUGCUAAUGUUUAACUAGCUGAAAUAGCUGUUUGCUUAGUGGGGAAUGUGAGGUAUCUGACAGAAGGGACAUCUCUCUUAUUAGUAAUCAAAUAGGGCUGACCAGUUGUUGCCAUCACUCUGGGAUUGUGUCAGGCAAUUGAGAACAAGUUCACCACUUUAUAGAAGUCCAAGUACCAAAAAAAUCAAUAUAAUUAUAUUUGUCUUUAGUGUUUUAGCUAUGGAAAUCAUAUCGUGCUGGGCUGUUGCCUUGCGAGCUGGAUUUAUUUCUGCUUUAUUGGCUAAAAAAUAGUUGGAAGUGGAGGAAUCUUGGCGGCGUAGUAAAUGCAAGGCAGCGUGUUACAGCUUUUAUUAUUGGAUUACGGGCAAGUUCAUUGUGCAGAGUUCUUUUUGGAGAGAUGUGUGACUUUUGCAGAUGUAAAUGGUGGAUUGCAUUAAAGUGUGACUGCGGCAGAACGCGAGGAAAAUUAACCAGGAAUGAAAAUUAGAAUAAUAUUUUGCUUUUUCUGUGCCCGGUCGGACUCUGGUUCAGAGCUGUGGAGCCUUUCAUGCCUCUGGAGUGGCCACUGCAAAAUGCACGAGGAGUUGGUGUUUGUGGUCCUUGCACGUGCCAAAACGUGGCGAAACGUCACCUUUGUAGGGAUUCUGGUGGUAUUUCCAUAAUAACAUCCUGGAGUUGCUGUGUGAGAUAAUUUGUAUCAGUCGUGUGAAGGGUGAUCCUGGCAAAACUGAGCCAAGCUACCCAACACCAGUGCUUUUGUACCUCCCCCAAACUAUCAGAACUGUGGGAUCGUUUGAUAUUCCAGCAGCAUGAGAAGAGAUUUAAAAAAAAAAAAAAUCAGAAAACAUUUGGUUAAUGGGUUUAUCAUGUUUAUUUGAAUAAGGAAGAUUGAAACUCCAUUUAUGCCUAGCAUAAAUGCUUUAGUGAUCUUAAUUAUUGAUGAAAAAUCUGCUGUGCUUCUAAAUUUAAAGACAGGACAAUUUUAUGGCAAUUUUAAUCACCCUCUGCAUUAGGAAUUUUCAAGAUUUGGGCUUUAUGGGGGUGGCAUGGAUUUUAGCCUCCUAAAGAGAGUUGUCACUUCUCAUGUCAGAGGAUCUGGAGCUCGGCAGAGGCCGGGGCGGCCUCUCCAGUCGGCUUUUCCAAGGGCUGUGGGAUGUGAUGUUUGCUCCUGCAGCAGAUGCAGGAGGGAAGUGUGGCCAGGAGGAAGCUCUGGAGGAGCCCUGGCCCUCUGGAACCACCGAGGUGGAUUUGAAAUCCCUGAUAUUUACGUUCGCUCUACCCAUGUGCUCGGAGCCUGGUGCCGAAAUUUGUUGUCAGGGUUGGAUUUCAGGCUUGCAUUUCCCUCUUGAGCAUCACGGAACAACCUUUCCCCACCACAUCUGGGGGUCAAUUUACAGUUUCCCAUAGGAAGUGGAGUUGCUUGGGUAGUUGGCUUAAAGAAAAAAAAAAAAAAAAAAGAAGAAUUAUAUCCAGUAUGCUUCGCUAGAUCCUUUUGUCCUUUGGAUACAUUUAGCAGCUUUUGACUAGAUAAGGCAUAUUUGUCCUCAGGAUAUGAACCAAUAAUUCAAUCCUGAAUUGAGAUCUAUGGCCACCUAUUUCUUCCAGCCCACACUAGGAGACUCCGUGAAUAGUCAGAAUUGUUUAUGCACUGAGAUUAAAAAAACCCAAAAAACAGGAAAAAAAACCCAAAAAAACC
Sturnus vulgaris (Common starling) is the source of this 3577-nucleotide messenger RNA. The record is from RefSeq and is a predicted model, not a curated record. Lineage: Eukaryota; Metazoa; Chordata; Aves; Passeriformes; Sturnidae.